AUGCCAUUCGCGCAACGUCUCUUCGGCCUCUCGCUGUGGGCAGCAACCUGCGUCUCGCAGGCUGCCUCACAGGAGCCUUCCACUCACUGUUCAAUCGAUGGCAUCAGCGGCUUUCUCACGCAAGAUGACCGUGCCGAAGUCUUGAUGGCUGUUCCCAUCAGCAACAAUGGCAGCUUCGGUGAGGUAGGAAACGUCGCGUACCCCCAGAACGCAACGUACCUCCCUGCCCUCUGCGCCGCGACAAUCAACGUCACGUCUUCUUCGACCUCGUCUUACACCUUCGGCCUGUUCCUGCCCGAGACGUGGAACCAGCGUUUCCUCGCCGUCGGCAACGGAGGCUUCUCCGGGGGCAUCAACUGGUAUGCCAUGGGCACUGGAGUCAAGUAUGGCUUUGCGACCAUCUCGACCUCCACCGGCCACAACUCCACAAGCCAGGAUAUGAGCUGGGCCCUGAACAACAAUGAAACCAAAGCCGAUUGGGCUGGCCGCAGCCUCCACGGCUCGACCGUUCUGGCCAAGAAGAUCGUGGAGGGGUUCUACGGCAACGCGGCGAACAAGUCCUACUACUCCGGCUGCUCGACGGGAGGACGACAGGGCGUCAAGUCGGCACAGGCCCACCCGGAGGACUUUGACGGCAUUCUCGCGGGAGCACCGGCUUGGAUGUCCACAAGUCAACAGUUAUGGCAGCUCAAGGUCGGCGCCAUCAACUUGCCGGAGGAUGGACCUGGGUAUCUCCCGACGGCCAUCUUCCAGGUUAUCAGCGACGAGGUCUUGCGGCAGUGCGACACCUCUGAUGGCAUCGCCGAUGGUAUCAUCAUGGACCCUAGACACUGCAACUUUCGACCUGAAAAGCUGCUCUGCACGUCGAGCUCAGCAAACAAGUCCGCGUGUCUAACGGCGCCGCAAGUGUCGACCCUCAAGCAGCUUUACCAGCCAUUGAUCCAGCUGGAUGCAGAUGUCCACAACCUGACAUACGUCUAUCCCAACUUCGGCCUUGGAUCCGAGAGCCAAAUGCCAUCUUCAUUCGGUUCUAACAACGAACCCAGUCUGUACGGGACAGACUACGCCAAGAAUUACCUCUUCGACGAUCUGAACUGGGACUGGAAGGCGAGCUUCAGCUACGCGACCUUUGUUGAGGCAGCAAGACUCAACCCCGGGGACGUCAACGCGGACAACUUCGACCUGUCCGCGUUUCACAGCCGCGGCGGAAAGCUGAUCCAGUACCACGGGUACGCGGACGGUCUCACCCCGACAGACGUCAGCCGCGUGCUCUACGACGAGACAUGGCUGGCAAUGGCGGAGCAAGGGGUCGACUUGGAUGAGUUUUACCGUCUCUUCUUCGUGCCCGGUAUGCAGCACUGCUCGGGGAGCGUGUACGAUGCUCCUUGGUACUUUGGAGGCAGCGGACAUUCGUCCAACUUGGAGACGAACGGGCAACAUGCGUUCCCUGUGCCCGGGUUGGACGACGCGAAGCAUGAUGCGUUGCUUGCGCUUGUUGCGUGGGUUGAGGGCGGAUCGGGUGUUGAUGAGCUUGUUGCAACCAAGUAUGCCAACGACACUGUUGGCAACGGGAUUUUGAGGCAACGUCCGAUCUGCAAGUAUCCCGGAUACGCUUCGUGGGAUGGCAAGGGGGACCGGCCGUCGCAGAUUCGACGCAUGUUGGAAGAGGACGACAUGCCUGUCGACGAUGCACCAGAGGAUGAAGGCCAGGGAGCUCCGCGGCAGACGUACAACUUUGCACCUGGAUACCACGGCGUCGUAUACCGUGCCGACGUCCCAGAUCGUGGCGCUGGCCAUCGUCGUGCUCAGACGAGUAACGACCAGGACCAAUCAGCAGAUGCUCCAUCAAAGGAUGCCACACACGAUCACGAUGGCAUCAAGUACAAGAUGCAGUCAAUGCAGUGGGGUCUGAUUCCCUUCUGGACCAAGCGCGACCCCGGGUACGCCACGCUCUCCAAGACGAUCAACUGCCGCGACGACUCGCUCAGCACUUCCGGGGGCAUGUGGUCGACGAUGAAGGCGGGGAAGAGGUGCAUCGUGGUGGCGCAGGGAUUCUACGAGUGGCUUAAAAAAGAUAAAGAAAAGCUCCCGCACUUUGUCAAGAGGAAGGACGGCCAACUCAUGUGUUUUGCCGGCCUCUGGGAUUGCGUCAAGUACGAGGAUUCUGACGAGAAGCGUUAUACGUACACCAUCAUCACAACAGAUUCUAACAAGCAGCUCAAGUUCCUCCACGACAGGAUGCCAGUGAUCCUCAACCCGGGGUCCAAGGAAAUCAAGACGUGGCUGGACCCAAAACGGCACGAGUGGUCCAAGGAAUUGCAGGACCUACUGAAACCUUUCGACGGCGAACUCGAAUGCUAUCCCGUCAGCAAGGACGUUGGCAAAGUCGGGAACAACUCGCCAUCGUUCAUCAUCCCGGUCGCAAGCAAGGAGAACAAGUCCAAUAUUGCCAAUUUCUUCGCCAACGCAUCAGCAAAACAAAAGUCUCCCAAGUCAAAGAUCGAACCGACCGUUGUGACCACCGAAGAGACCCAAAAGUCGCAAGAAGAACAAACGCAGCCUGUGCCGGACGUGAUCGCCAAGGCGGCAGAUGAUGCAGACAGUCCGCAAAAGACUGGUGUCAAACGAGAAGCUCCUGCGGCGGAGACGGACGACGAGCCGCCGAAGAAAGUGCCCGUGAAGGCGGCGCCUGCAACAAAGUCAAGGCAGAGCAAGAUCAGCGCGACGAGCAACGGCAGCAAGAGCCCCGUGAAGUCGAAGGACGGUACUCAGAAGAUUACAAAGUUCUUCGCCAACAGUGCGUGA
Messenger RNA from Colletotrichum karsti, 2805 nucleotides. Its product is annotated as feruloyl esterase b precursor. The record is from RefSeq and is a predicted model, not a curated record. Bases 1 to 2805 code for a protein of 934 amino acids. The transcript is spliced from 3 exons. Gene Ontology annotation, biological process: DNA damage response. Gene Ontology annotation, molecular function: single-stranded DNA binding. NCBI's taxonomy places the organism in Eukaryota, Fungi, Ascomycota, Sordariomycetes, Glomerellales, Glomerellaceae.